Rosa rugosa (rugosa rose) is the source of this 1425-nucleotide messenger RNA. RefSeq lists its product as uncharacterized. Lineage: Eukaryota; Viridiplantae; Streptophyta; Magnoliopsida; Rosales; Rosaceae. The transcript is spliced from 3 exons. The coding region runs from base 292 to 1425 and encodes 377 amino acids. The record is from RefSeq and is a predicted model, not a curated record.
CGCGCCCGUGCGCCUGCAGCCCUGCUGCCUGCCCUGCCAGCUCGCCCCUGCGUCCGCAGCUGCCUGCUUGCGUGCCCGUGCACCUGCAGCCUUGCCUCAAGCUGCUAGCCUGCAACUGCUCCUGCAGCCCUCUCGGCCCUGCCUCAUCCUGCAUUCUUCGGCAGCAACUAAAAUCCUUAACUGCAAUCACCACCGCAGCCCCUGCUGCCCCGCAUCCGCUGCAUGCCUCUACUUAGAUUACUUCGCCCCAUCACGCCUGCAUCGACACGCGCGUGAUUCAAAACCAACAAGAUGUCAAAACUUGACUUUCCUAUCCUUGACUCAACUGGCUCGGAAUAUCAUAGUUGGGUCACGGAUGUUGAGAAUCAUCUCACUUCAAAAGGGAUCCUACCCGUAAUUCAGGCACCAAAUCCAGAUCUCUUAUUCGAGCGUACGGCUACGAAUAAUGCCACCGCCCUUAUUUUGAUAAGGCGCCACAUGGAUAAAUCACUCCGAUUGGAGUACAUGGCAAUCAAGGAUGCUAGAGAAUUAUGGGUUGCGCUAGAAGAGCGUUUUGGUAAUGUAAAGGAUACCCUCCUCCCUGACUUGAAAGUUCAAUGGAACAAUCUACGAUUUGCUGACUUCAAGUCUGUAGCUGAAUAUAAUUCAGAAGUUCUUCGCCUCAAGACCAUGUUGGGGUUCUGUGGACAACCUGUCACAGAGCAAGAACUAAUUGAGAAAACUCUCUCCACCUUCCCCGUCGCAGCUAUUUUGCUAUCAAAGCAAUACCGAACUGAAUUCAAUACUGGACGGCUCACGAGGUUUCAUCAGCUAAUUAAUAUUAUGUCUGUAGCUGAAAAGCAUGAUAAUAUCCUCGUGAAAAAUUAUAAUUCAAGGCCCAUCGGAACUAAGAGCGUUCAUGAGGCAAAUUAUAAUAAUGCACCCAAAGGAGGGCGCAAGGAGCGGAACCCUAAGAAUCAGGGACACAACGGACGUUCUGGUCCAUAUAACCGCCCUACAAAGGAAGGUACUCGUCAGAAUGAAGGACGAUCACGUGGCAAUACAUGGCAACGUGGGAGAGGAGGCCGUGGGGCUCCAGGACGUGGAGGAGCCACCCAAGGCCGUGGGAAUGGCGCCAACUCCUAUAAGGGACGCCACCCAAGUGCAAACAAUGCACCUCAAUUAAAGGGAGGAAAUCACAAUGACAUGUGUCAUCGAUGUGGAUCUAGUGAGCAUUGGUUCAAACAAUGCAAAGCAAGCAAACAAUUAGCUGCGCAUUACAAGGCAUUUAGAGACUUCAGAGAGCAUGAAGCCAAUCUUGCCGAAAAUAUACAAGAAGAAGAUGGGAUCCAGAGCGUCAAUGAUCCAGGUGGAGUCCUAGUUCCACUAGGAAAGCUAUUCUGCAGUUUCUGUGUGGAUGUUAUGCAGUUGGUUUAUUGUUCUUGA